Messenger RNA from Onychostruthus taczanowskii (white-rumped snowfinch), 5633 nucleotides. RefSeq names its product transient receptor potential cation channel subfamily M member 5 (gene TRPM5). Lineage: Eukaryota; Metazoa; Chordata; Aves; Passeriformes; Passeridae. Gene Ontology annotation, cellular component: membrane. The coding region runs from base 1 to 3519 and encodes 1172 amino acids. Gene Ontology annotation, biological process: calcium ion transmembrane transport. Gene Ontology annotation, molecular function: ligand-gated calcium channel activity; calcium-activated cation channel activity. The transcript is spliced from 24 exons. The record is from RefSeq and is a predicted model, not a curated record.
AUGGAGGAAAUGGAAACCAAGCUCUGCAGCAGUGACAAAGAGGAAGCCUUCAAAAGAGAAUUACCAUACUGCAUAGGAGAAAUAGACUUCACAGCUUCUGGGAAGAAUCAUGGAAAGUUUAUGAAGGUCCAGAGUACCGUUCACCCUGGAAUUAUAUUUGAAGUUAUGCUCAACAAAUGGAAGCUACCUGCUCCCAAUUUGGUUAUCUCUUUAGUAGGGGGAGAAGAAGAUUUUCAGAUGAAGCCUUGGCUACGGGACACCUUAAAGAAAGGACUUAUAAAGGCAGCUGAAAGCACAGGUGCCUGGAUUUUCACCAGUGCUCUGCGUGUAGGAGUGACAAGGCACUUGGUGCAAGCAGUGCGAGAUCUUGCCCUGGCCAGUACCUCAUCCACCCUGAGCGUGAUUGCCAUAGGAAUAACUUCACUCAGGGAAAUCCAGCACAGGGAAAUCCUGGAAAACACAAAGAGUGAAAGCCUUGUACACUACCACUCAGAAGACAACACCCAAGGCCCACUGUAUUCCUUGGAUCACAACCACUCCCAUUUUAUUUUGGUGGACCACACCACGCUGGAGGAGCCGGAUGGAACCGCCGAGCUCCGCCUCGCCUUGGAAAGGUACAUCUCAGAGCAGCGCACGGGAUACGGGGGAACAGGUAGCAUUGAGAUCCCUGUGCUUUGCCUACUGGUGAAUGGAGGACCAGGCACACUUGAGAGAAUUUGCAGCGGGUUGGAAAAUUCUGCUCCCUGGCUUAUCUUAGCAGGGUCUGGAGGUACCGCUGACAUCUUAGCAGCAUUCAUGAAUGACCCACAGCUUAUCAUGCCAGAAGCUGUUGAAAAGCAAUUUAAGGAGAAAUUCCCUGCAGAGAGCUUUUCGUGGAAGGACAUUCUCCAGUGGACAGUGACAAUUCAGAAUAUUAUUUCACACCAGCAUCUUCUAACUCUGCACAACUUUGAGCAAGAUGGUUCAGAAGAACUAGACACAGUCAUUUUGAAAGCCUUAGUAAAAGCCUGUAAAAGUCAGAGUCAGGAGGCUCAGGAAUAUCUGGAUGAACUGAAACUGGCAGUGGCCUGGAAUAGGGUCGACAUUGCUAAAAGUGAAAUAUUUAAUGGUGACGUGGAGUGGAAGUCCUGUGACCUGGAGGAAGUGAUGAUGGAUGCUCUAGUCAACAACAAACCAGAAUUUGUGAAGCUAUUUAUUGACAAUGGGGCUAACAUAUAUGAAUUCCUGACCUACAGUCGUCUGCAGAGACUCUACUGCUCCAUUUCUCAGAAAUGUCUCCUCUAUGAACUUCUCCUGAAGAAGCAUGAAGAAAGCAAACUGACCUUGGCAGGGCUCACUGGUCAGCAGCUGAGUGAGCAGAAGGAGAUCUGCCCCCUCUUCACUCUCAGCGAGGUCUCUAGAGUCCUCAAGGAUUUCCUUCAUGAUGCAUGCAAAGGUUUCUAUCAAGACCUCAGACAUGGAGGCAAGAAGAAAUCUGACAAAACGAACACAAAGCGAUUACCUGGGCCCUUGGACAUGAACCAGAAAAGCGAAAAUCCUUGGAGGGAUUUGUUUGUGUGGGCAGUACUUCAAAACCGGCACAAGAUGGCAAACUAUUUCUGGGCUAUGGGUCAGGAGGGUGUAGCUUCAGCUCUGGCAGCCUGCAAGAUCCUGAAAGAGAUGUCCCGCCUGGAGACGGAGACCAAAGCAGCCUGUAUAAUGAAAGAGGCCAAGUAUGAGCAGCUCGCUGUUGAACUGUUUAGUGAAUGCUACCACAACAGUGAGGAGAGAGCAUUUGCUCUGUUGGUGAGGAAAAAUCAGUACUGGAGCAAAACCACGUGCCUUCAGCUGGCCACAGAAGCAGAUGCAAAGACUUUCUUUGCACAUGACGGUGUCCAGGCCUUCCUGACAAAAAUAUGGUGGGGAGACAUGUCUACAAGCACACAGAUCCUCAAGUUAAUCUGUGCAUUCUGGUGUCCUUUCCUAAUCUACACCAAUUUAAUAUCAUUCAGUGAAGAAAAACAAUCAAAGAAUGAGCCAGAGCCAUUCAGAGAGCUGGACAGUUUGGACUCAGAGAGGACUCUGUUUUUCUCCAAGGAAGAAGAUAGAGGAAAUGACACAUUGGAAAAACAGAACCCUUCUGCAAACACAGCAUGGGCAACAUUCACGUUUACCCGGUGGAGAAAAUUCUGGAGUGCCCCUGUAACUGUGUUUAUGGGGAAUGUUAUAAUGUACUUUGCUUUUCUCUUUCUAUUCACUUAUGUCCUUUUACUGGACUUUAAACCACCUCCACCUCAGGGUCCAUCUGUUAAAGAAAUUGUGCUCUACUUCUGGGUGUUUACCCUUGUCUUGGAAGAGAUCCGACAGAGUUUCUAUACAGAUGAAGACACAAAUUUAAUGAAAAAAUUUAAACUGUACGUGGAGGAUAACUGGAAUAAAUGUGAUAUGGUCACCAUCUUUCUCUUCAUAAUUGGGGUAAUCUGCAGGAUGCUGAACUCAACUUUUCAAGCUGGUCGUACAAUACUCGCCAUUGAUUUUAUGGUGUUUACACUUAGACUUAUCCAUAUUUUUGCAAUUCACAAACAACUUGGACCAAAGAUCAUUAUUGUGGAAAGAAUGAUGAAGGAUGUUUUCUUCUUUCUGUUUUUCUUGAGCGUGUGGCUCAUUGCCUAUGGUGUGACAACUCAAGCUCUGCUCCAUCCCGAUGACAGCCGAGUGGAAUGGAUAUUCAGAAGGGUUCUCUAUCGUCCCUACCUUCAGAUAUUUGGCCAGAUUCCACUGGAUGAAAUAGACACAUCACGAGCAUAUCCCAGGAACUGCACAUUUAACCCCCUGCAGAUGCUACAGGAGAACACACCAUCCUGCCCCAACAGCUACGCCAACUGGCUCGUCAUACUCCUGCUGGUCAUCUUCCUACUGGUCACAAACGUCCUGCUCAUGAACCUCCUGAUUGCUAUGUUCAGUUACACUUUUCAAGUUGUCCAGGGCAAUACAGACAUCUUUUGGAAAGUGCAGCGCUACAACCUGAUUGUUGAAUACCAUGGCCGGCCUGCCUUAGCACCACCAUUUAUCAUUAUCAACCACAUUACUCUGGUUCUCAGAAGGCUCUUCAACAAAAUGGAACACAAGAAAAAACACCUGGAAAGAGAUCUUCCAGUGGGCCUCGAUCAAAAAAUCAUAACAUGGGAGCUGGUGCAAAAAGAACAUUAUCUAGUAAAACUUGAGCAAGAAAAGAAAGAAAGCAAUGAAGAAAGGCUGAAGGCCACAUCUAAUAAGGUAGAUAAUUUGUCCAAGUAUUUUAGUGGGUUGAAAGAACAAGAAAAACGAUUUAAACUUCUGGAAGCCCAGAUUUGCUACUGUACAGCUGUUAUCUCCUCCAUGGCAGAGGGUUUAACAAAAACCAACCUCUUGUGCACUCAACCAGCUCCAAACUAUACAUGUGUGAAGACUGCCAACACGGAAGCACCUUUGCCACAAAGAAGUGAAAGAGAAGAGCAUGCAGAUCAGUUUGAGACUGACAUUGAAUACAUUGAUAAUUAAAUUUUAUUCUACUUCUUCACAUUAAACCUUUUGUCCUACUGAACUACUGUAGAAAAUCCUAAUCUCUUGAAGGCCUACGGGCAACAAGCUCUCUAUGCUAAACUCUAUCAGUGCUCGACAUUCCUACGGAUUUCUUGGUCUUCCUCCUUCAGUUUCCUGGGCUUUCUUUCCUGCUGCUCCCAUAGCACUCGGCCCUUUCUCCAAAACCAUUCCACAAUCAGCAUUAAAGCUUUCUCCUGCAGGGUCACUCUACUACCUUAUUUUCUAAAUACCAUUUGUUCUCCAGACACCACACCCUCAAUUCACCAUCAUCGCUGCCAAAUUCCACACUUCUCUGCUCAAGGGAGUCUCCCUUUGGAAGGACAAUCACUUACACGCUCAAAAACAAGAUCCUUCCUUGGCCGAGACAUCAAGCUUGUACUCGUGAGCUGCUUAGAAAAGGAAAUCAAGAAACAGUUUCCAAGGAAAGGGCCUGAACACUGAAACAUUACAAAACAUACAGUUCCUGGAGUUCCUAUACAAUUGCACUCACCAGCCUCUCUUUCCACGCUGGCUCCUACGAGGUAUUCCUUUGCUGGUAUUCCCUCUUAAGGACUCCUCACUCAGCCUCAGAAAGUGGAAUCACCUGGUUUUUGUUGGUCCCAUACCCCACCACAGCUGCUGCCAGUUCCCUGCUGGCAAGGAGCCUUUGCCUCCCUGCAUCACACCACGUGGAAUACCUCCUCUACAUCUAAGCAUCUGAUUUCAUUUUACUUUUCUUUCUCAAGGGUCAGAGGGAAAAAAAGAAAUCACCUAAGAGACUUUAAAGCAAGAAUGUGUACCAAGAAUUAUCCUGCAGUCUAAGAAUUUGGGCUGUUUGUGGCUUUUUCCAUUACUUAAACUGGCUUGUGCAUUUUUAGCAUAUAAAAACUCGCUGGCUUUAUUAGAAUCUUGCAAGACAUACCACUAAAACAUCAAUACCAUUCUCUAAGGGUAAAUUUCUUUGGAAUAACAUAAACAGCAUCAGAAGGGGGAAGUAUUGGGCUGUGUCUGACUGAUACAAACUUCAAUUGCAUUUACUCACACGUAUAAUAUUGUCUCUAUGCAAUGUAACUGUAGAUUGCACAAAAGCUUUCUGUUACGAGAGGUGGAAAAAAAAUAAAUCUCAGCUCUGACAAAAAUGAGCCUUUUAUUAACAGAUAUUAAUCUUGUUAUGAUGGCUUAAUGAAACAGGCAUUUGUCCAGUUUAUUCAGCUGUGCCCCAGGCCUGUGACUCCAUUAGCAGCAAUGGAAUUUUGGUAGUCCUACCUGUUCCUCAGCCUGGGCAAGCAGAACUCAUAAACCCAGUAAGUUUGUACAACUGAGCUGCACUUUUUUGUUAAGAAAUAACAGAUACCUCACAACAAGCAUUCCCUGCUCUGGCAGCAGCUUACACUUUGAAAUGGCUACUAUUUUAAUAGUGUGAUCAGCACACUAGUUAUCCACUGGAUCCCAAAAUCUAUCCAUUGGGAUCUGCUGCGUGUGUCCACUCAGAUGCAACGGAACAACCAAUGCAUUUACCAACGACCCACUAAGCAAUGUGCAUCCAACUGCAUACUCAUGAGAAAAUACAUUCUGCUCUGAAAACUGAAGGGUAAGUUUAGAAAAAUGGAGCACAACUGCUCCUUUUACACUGUUUUCUGCUUCUGCCAAACAUGCAUCAGUUCAAACACAAAGCCCAAGAGAUUUGGGCCUCUCAGUUAAUUACUGUUAAGAUGAACUCCCCCCCUGAGGAAGUCACCCCCUCAAACACCCUUCAGAGUUUGAGCAAGCACAAUCUACCAAGAAAUAUCACAAACUCUUCAAAAUUAACCUUUCACUACACAGUUGUAAAUACCACUCUUGGGAUUGGUUAAUUUAGAAUACUGACAAAAAAAAAAAAGUCAGUUCAAAGUGACCUGAACUAAUUUGAGUUUCAAAUAAUGUAACCUUUCAAAGAAUUUAAUCUUUCAACCUUAUUUAUUAAAUUUACUAGCACUGUGGAAAAAGCCCAUUAUAUCUGACAUUCCUUGCAAUGUGAUUCAUUGUAUGAGAUGAUUCAUCCUGUGAGGGGAUUAUACAUUGCAAAAUGAUUGAAAAUGUUAGAAGUGUGAGGU